Molecule: messenger RNA, 5359 nt
Organism: Siniperca chuatsi (mandarin fish)
Lineage: Eukaryota; Metazoa; Chordata; Actinopteri; Centrarchiformes; Sinipercidae
Gene: acox3
Product: acyl-CoA oxidase 3, pristanoyl
Exons: 20
Coding region: 645-2762 (705 amino acids)
Biological process (GO): lipid homeostasis; fatty acid beta-oxidation using acyl-CoA oxidase
Cellular component (GO): peroxisome
Molecular function (GO): fatty acid binding; pristanoyl-CoA oxidase activity; FAD binding
Source: RefSeq, a predicted model, not a curated record
CGGAAUCAUAACAUUGAGAAAUGAGAAGAGCCCCGGAAACCAUAGUAAAAUGGUGCACAACGUUUUUAGAUUGAACUUGCCCCAGGCGAAAACAAUAACGCGCUGGGCGUAAGCGUUUUCACCUCAGAGCUUAAAAAAAAUUGCAAACACAUUUUUAAAUAGUUUAAAUGGUAAAGUACGGCAAGGUUAUUUAUAAUUUAAUCUCCAUUCCUACCAAAUGGCAGCACAGAUUAAUUAAUAUCAUAAAAAUACUAUAACAUACAUAAUUUGUUAAUGUAGAGUCUAAUCAGUGGGUAUUUUUCCAUUCAAUUGAGCAUGUACCAUGUGGAGCAUGGUAUAGCGAGGGCGCUAUUAUUCUGAAGGGUACGGACAGGAAGGCUUAUUUUUGUUGCUGCUGGCAGAAUAAAAGCUACUGGAGGUAACUCCCUCUGACAGACAAGUUUACGUAAAUCCAUAUGUACGAAGGUCAUUUUGACAACUGUCGAAGACGAGAGACAGCGAUAUCAACAGGGAAAGUUGACAUAGAGCUAUAAGUCUAGGGUGUGAAGCUGGUUCGGGUUGUACGGCUGAACUGAAGCCAUAGUUACCGGCUGAAGCGGCUUUGUUUUGGAUCACACGACUGUGCUUAGAGAGCAAAGUGCCUUAUGUCCCUGCAUGAACCCCGUCAGUCUGAACACAAGAAGAUGGACCAUGAAGUGGCUGACCUUCCCAGUGGCCCGCUGGAUAUCUACAGGAAAAAAGCCUCUUUUAACUGGAAGGACAUGCUCCACUUUAUAGAGGGAGAAGAAAUGCUUGCAUUCAAGCAACAUGUGUUCAAGACACUGGAGAAUGAUCCUCUGUUUGCCCGUCAGCCCGGGGAAGACAUCCCUAUCGAGAAAAUGAGAGAGCUGACCUUCCUCAGGGUGAAGCAGCUCUUCCGCUACGACUUCAUGACCAAAGAAGAGUUGAUAGCCAACCCCUGGAAGACUGUGGUCCUCAGUGAUUCUCUUGGCAUGUAUGACUGGAGCAUUACGGCCAAGUAUUUUCUCCACAAAGGGAUGUUUGGAGCAACUAUUGCCAACUCAGGAUCUGGGAGACAUAACAAAUAUGUUGAAAACACUGAAGACAUGACGAUGUUUGGAUGCUUUGCACUGACUGAGCUGAGCCACGGCAGCAACACCAGAGCCAUGAGGACCACAGCAACAUAUGACCCCUCCACCCAGGAGUUUGUGAUCAACUCUCCAGACUUUGAGGCUGCCAAGUUCUGGGUGGGGAACCUGGGUAAGACUGCAACCCACGCUGUGGUGUUCGCGCAGCUCUACACACCUGACCAGGUGUGCCACGGCCUGCACUCCUUCGUUGUCCCGGUGAGAGAUCCAAAGACCCUGCUGGCUCUGCCUGGCGUGCUGGUUGGAGACAUGGGCAAGAAGCUGGGCCAGAACGGACUGGAUAAUGGGUUUGCUUUGUUUCAUAAUGUGAGGAUCCCUCAGGAGAAUCUACUGAAUAAGACUGGAGAUGUUACUCCUGAUGGCUGCUACGUUACCCCAUUCAAGGACCCCAACAAGCGUUUCGGGGCGUCUCUAGGUGCCCUGUCAGGUGGCAGGUUGUCCAUCACCAGGAUGGCUCUGGUCAACCUGAAGCUGGCUCUGAUUGUGGCCAUCCGCUUCUCAGCCACCAGGAGACAGUUUGGACCCAAAGAUGCAGAGGAGAUUCCUGUUUUGGAGUACCAAUUACAGCAAUGGCGUCUGAUCCCGUACCUGGCAGCAGCGUAUGCUCUUGAACACUUCUCUAAAUCCAUCUUCAUGAACUUUGUUGAGUUCCAGAUUGGACAGGCAAUGAGGGACAAGAGUGACAGACAAGCAGAGAUGGGCAGGGAGAUCCAUGCCAUAGGCUGCUCCAGUAAACCACUGGGCUCGUGGACCGCUCAGAGGGGGAUCCAGGAGUGCAGGGAGGCCUGCGGUGGACAUGGAUACCUGGCCAUGAAUCGGCUGGGUGAUCUGCGUAAUGACAAUGAUCCAAACUGUACAUAUGAAGGAGACAACAAUGUCUUGCUUCAGCAGACCAGCAACUACCUGCUCAGCUGGCUCUACACUAAACAUUGCGAUGGUGUGCGAAUUGAGUCUCCUCUUCACACUGUGGAUUUCCUGGAUGAUUUCCACAAGAUCCUGGAAAGCAAGUUUACAGCAACAACGUUGGACGAGUGUAUGGACUCUGCAGUGGCACUGGCAGCCUAUAAGUGGCUGGUGUGUUUCCUGCUGGAGGAGAGCCAGAAUAGGCUGGAACAGCAGAGGGCCUCGGGAAAGGAUGAGUUUGAGGCCCGUAACAACAGCCAGGUUUACUACUGCCGUUCCCUGGCCAUCGCCUACAUCGAACACAACUGCCUCCAAAGGUUUCAUGAGCUGACUACUGAUCAGGACACACCAGCUGGUCUCAGACCUAUACUAAGCAAGCUGUGUACCCUGUAUGGGCUGUGGAGCCUCAGCAGCCACAUGGCCACACUGUACCAGGGUAAUUACUUGAGUGGGGCGAAGCCUGCAGAGUUGGUCCAGAUGGCCAUUCUUACUCUCUGCUCCCAGCUGAGGGAUGAUGCAGUAGCAUUGGUGGAUGUUUUUGCACCUCCUGAUUUCAUUCUCAACUCACCUAUUGGCAAUGCUGAUGGACAGCUUUACAAGAAUCUGUGGUCAGCAGUGAUGCAGGGCAGCCAGGUGCUGGAACGACCAUCCUGGUGGAAAGAGUUCUGCUCAGACAAGCCUGUGGUUGGUUCCCUCCGUCCAAAACUCUAGAACUCAGACACACUCUCAACUACAACCCUGGACAUGUCUGGAGUGUCCAAAUUCUAGGUGUAAAAUAUGUGUGCCCUCUAAAAAUUCCAAUUAUGUAAUUUAAAAUGUAAUAUCCAUAUGUCCACUACUUUUUGCCAUCCAUAGUUCUACACCGCACCUGUCAGUUAAGGCACAAAAUGAGUGGGUCCAAAGUCCUAUAUACAGAUUACCCUAUCAAGUGUUUAUUAUAUAGGGAAUAGUAAAUGAAUGAUUUGGACAAAAUCAAGAACCCUGGAAUCCUUAGAAUUCUCCAAAUCCCGUACACUUAAGAAGUCUGGAUGAACUCAGGAGCCCUUAAACCCUGGUCCAACGCAAAACAAAUUAAAAGAUGUCUUCACAGUUACACUGGGCACAUUUACCACUCCCUCAUGAACAUUGAACACACCUUGGACCUGCACUAGCACAUUCUCUAAAACCCUGUUGAUACUUUUAAAUACCCACCACAUCAGAUACGAUUGUAAACAGACCUGACAAAUCAGUCCUACUGAAAUUAAAUUGCAGGUUUUCUGCUACAGCAUACUGAUCUAUUUUGUGAAUUGCAUAUCAAGUCCUCACUUUUGAAAACAAAAUCAGUACCCAAAAGCGUCUCCUGUCUCUGCAAAUGCAGAAUGUUGUUGUUUUUCUGACUAAAAAGAGAGAGAAAUUCUGUGCCAAUUAAAUCAUUCAAUUUUAAACUGUAUUAACAAAAAGAAGUAAUGCUCUGUCACCGUUCCAUCAUUGGCUGACGGUGACGCUAACAGCCAGAGAGCGGCUGUGACACAACACAAAAAAUAACUUUAGACCACGACUAACAUUAAAUCAUUCCUCUUGAAUGAACUACUAAACAAACAUCGACCGAGGAAAAGUGCACUGCUAUCAGUUUGCAGCUGUAGCUGACAAGCUAAUUAGCUACCAAUGUAGUUUAAGUUACUAACCAGAAUGGUAUAAAAAUUAUAUACUGAUACAGCCUUUGCAAGACUUUUUAUUUUUAUCAUACCUAAUAACUGUAAUAAGUCAUUUUAGAGUUUGUGACGCUCAGAAAAAUGUAUUAAUUGUUUUACAGCCAUUUCUUAUGUAAGAUUUGAUUGCCUAUGGGAAAAUUGGGGGAAAAGUUGUUUUGGGCCAGUGGUCAUCAUGUGACCUACAUUUUCAACUCAGUGCUGUUCCUGGGAGCUUGCACUUGUAACCAUCUUGUUUACAUUGUCCUUCCAUGCCCCUGCCGGCUCAGCUGUCAAUCAAACUCGUACAGUAACACACCCACUCAGAGGCUUGGAGACUAAAGGAGCAUCUCUGAUAUAUCCUCAAAUACCCUUUUUCUUCCUUUUAGUAAAAGUAUAUAAAAGUACAAGAAUAUUAAUAAUGCAUUUGAAAAUCAAUUGACAUAAUUUUUGUCACUGCAAGAAGGGAUAACUUUUUGGAUUUCAGUUGAACUUAACAUAAUCUUUUUUUAGUAUUUCACCACACUUCAUGGAUAUAAUGAUAAACUGAUUUUAAAAAAUUAUAUAUUGAUUGAAAAAAUGCUGGUUAUCCACUUUGGCAACCUCUUGGGCAUAAAAAAAUUAAACCAAUGCUGAAGUGCCAAAAACUGCAGUUCCUCAAAUAGCCACUUGAGGCUGGCUACAAAAGCAAGUCAAUCUCCUUAAGGCUCCAUGUUAAAAUGCCCAACUUUACAGCAGAAAAAAACAUGUUUACAGCCUGGUACAAAAAACAGUUUUGGUCUCUAUAGCUAAUUUCCCUGUUCAUGACAACUUUAUGGGGGGUGAAUUUUUAUAUAACCCAUUUAAAUUAUAUUAAAGGGAUAGUUCACUACAAUGUCAACCAAGGAUUAUCCUGUUAACACACUGUAACUUUGCAAUGUUAACACGAGUCCAAAUGAUAUUGAAUGUAUGUGGUCAGUUAAGGGUCAAUAAUAUUUUGAGCUUGUGAAAUGAUUAGAAAUAAUUUCAAAGCCUGUGGUUGUAUAUCACUUAUAUGUAUCCUAUCAGUUCUAGUUUAUGAAGGUGUAAUAAAGAUUUGUGGUUGUAGAAAAAAAAAGUGAGAAACACAUGCCACACAUGCUUUCGGCUGUAAAUGCAGAGCCAAAAAAUUGUACUUGUAAUAUAAAUAUAUUGUGUGCUUAUGUGUAACUUCAGUGUUACAGUGUGGGAACUUUGAGAACUUUGAGUUUCAGACACAGAUUCCUGCUUUAAAUCUGUAUUCCAAUGUUCACAAAAGCAUUUCUUUGUCAGAUUCUCUGAAAUAUAACACCCAUGAUACAAUUUGUGCAUACUUUUUUUUAGACAUUUUCAAUUUUUUUCAUCUAUCAUUCCACAUUCAAAAAUUUUAUUGACUCUUAUUUGAGACCAUAUAAAUAUCUCACAACAUAUAAGAAACCUCAAAACUGAAUAGACGUGUGAUUUUUAGAUUUAUUGUAUUUCAUAGUUGACUGAUGUAUUAUAUGGGAUGUAAUAUUUUAAUAAAUCUGAAAAUUGUGUUAUACGUGAUAUAUAGUACCAUAUAACCCUGUAAAGAAUUAUCACAGUCCUUGUAAUACAGCGUCUUGAUAUACACAUACAAAUUAAAUAAAUUUACUAAUACAA